UCUCACGGCUCCUCCUCUUCCUCCCCCCGCCGCGCCCUCUCCCACCCACUCGGCCUCGGCGGCGAUGGAGGCGGCGGGCGGCCGCGGCCUGGGCAGCGGCGGCGGGCGGGAGAUGCCGGCCGCCUGAUGAGGAGACAAAAUAGCAAGAAUCUGGACCAGAAAAAAAAUCCCACCAUGCAACAAAAUUGCAGUCAUCUCCACAACAUCCAAGGGAGUGGUGAUGACUCUUCAUCUUCUCAGAGCGCCCACGCAGCGAGGUUGUCAGGAGAGAGCUCGUGCCAUCACGGCGGCGAUGUUCGUAUACAGCUAAACUCUGCUGUGGGAGAAGCCAGAGAAAACGCAAGUUCCCGGCAUUCCAGGCCAGGUUCCCAAAGUCGCUCACACGGACAUGCCCACAGCGAAGCAGUGGGGCUCGAUGAUUCCACCCCAGACUCGGAGGAACACGGUGGCAGCUCCCUCUCAGAGCUCAGAUACCUCCUCCAGUGGCUGCACAAAAGUCUGCCGUAUAUCUUGAUUCUGUGUGUCAAACUGAUCAUGCAGCAUAUAAUUGGCAUUUCUCUUGGAAUUGGGCUGCUAACAACUUACAUGUAUGCAAACAAAAGCAUAGUAAAUCAGGUUUUUCUAAGAGAACGGUGCUCCAAGUUGCAAUGUGCUUGGCUACUAGUGUACCUAAAUGGAUCAUCUCUCCUCUUGUAUUACACCUUUCAUUCUCAGUCACUGUAUUACAGCUUAAUCUUCUUAAACCCUACUGUGGAUUUUAUGAACUUCUGGGAGGUACUCUGGAUUGUGGGAGUCUCAGACUUUAUUUUGAAAUUCCUCUUCAUGGGCUUCAAGUGCUUUAUUCUCUUGGUGCCUUCUUUUAUGAUGUCCUUUAAGUCCAAGGGCUACUGGUACAUGCUGUUAGAAGAACUCUGCCAGUAUUACCGUAUGUUUGUCCCCAUACCAGUUUGGUUCCGUUAUCUUAUUGGCUAUGGGGAGCUGGACAGUGUACUAGGAUUGACCCUUGGGAUAUUGUUGGGCCUUCUCUACCUCAUCCUAAAACUUUUGAGCUUUUUUGGACAAUUGAGAAACUUCAGACAGGUCCUACGGAUAUUCUGUACACGACCACACUAUGGGGUGCCAGCUAGCAAGAGACAGUGUUCUGAAUCGGAUGAUAUUUGUUCCAUCUGCCAAGCUGAAUUUCAGAAGCCUAUUCUGCUUAUCUGCCAGCACACAUUUUGUGAAGAAUGCAUCUCUUUAUGGUUUAAUAGAGAAAAAACGUGUCCACUCUGCAGAACUGUUAUUUCAGACCAUGUUAACAAGUGGAAGGAUGGAGCCACAUCUAUGCAUCUACAGAUUUUCUAAAGCAUGUCAAACAACUUGUUUUACAGUUUGUUUGUUCAAGCUAAGGUUUUUCAGUUUACUGCAGGUUAAAUUGUAGGUGGCACAAGGAACGAGUUUCCAAAUUCUAGAUAUCAUGCUUCUAUGAAAUGUUCUAGUAUUUAAAACAGUGCAGAAAAUGUUAACUUGACCUUCUUAAGUAUAGAAAAGUAAGUUUUCAGAAUGAACGCAGAAAAGCCAGCAUUGCUUCUCUUGUGGUUCUUGUAGGAAACAAUCAAGUCCUUGACAAAUGCUGCAUUGCUUCUUGCAGUAACUUCUUAAUUCAGCAUUUUAUUUAAAACUUGAAGUAGAGUUCCAGACUGUACUAAAUUGUAUUUAUCCUUCUAACAUGACUCAACCCAAAAGGUCGACCUACCAAUUUUAUUAAGAUUUUAAGCAAAUUUUAUACUCUGGAUGUCAUGGUUUUGGCCGGAUUGGCCAAUCAGAGCCUCAAACCAGGACACCUGACUACAGUGAGAAUUAGAGCGACUUGUCACACUUGGCAUGAAAGGUCCUCUAAUGCUUGCCCAAUAGAUGACAGAAAUUAGCUUCUUAUUCGUGCACCUAUAACAGCAACUAUUUCUCACUGUACCUGGAGAUCAGUCACAUGAAUAAGAAGUUUCCCCUUUAGGUUCUUGUAGAUUUCUAACGGAUCUUUGGCUUAAUACAUAAACCAACCACUUAGUUUUUUACUCAGCAUUUUAUAAAGUUGGUAUUUUUAAAACAAAUCUUUAAUACUAUAUUUUUGUCAUAACAGGAACCAGAAUUUCUUACAGGGGAGAACCUAUUUUAUACUAUAUUUGCAAUUUGUAGUAUGCAUAAAAAUCAGAGAGAAUAAAUGCAUUUAAAUCUAUUUGUUUGGUGCAUGUUGAAUAAAGAAACAAGAUUCAUUACUGUUUCAGUAUUAACUUAACGCGUAAGCACGUAACAACAGCUCACUGCUAGGUAUACUUUUCCUGUUAAACUAAUGUCUCUGAAAACCAAAAAGCCUCCAAAUGCUACAACUUAUUCAUGACUAGUCUUUAUGCUAAUUAUAGAGCUAACUUAUUGCAAUCUUACUUUUUUUUCCUGCUUGUCUUUUUUCACCUUGCUAUUCAGAUAAGACUAAAAAAAAAAAAAACACUCAAAUUAUUCUGUUACAGCAAAGUUAAACUGAGUUGCCAUUAACUUGAGCUUGUCUUAACUGAAUACCUUUAGGAAACUUCUAAAUUAGGGAAAAACCAGAAUGAAAAACUUAAACACUUACUCGAUGAAUGAUGUAGCAAGUCAAAUGGCCAGGCAGAGCGAGGACUGUAAAGUUGCAGCUGACACAGCCAGAUUUAUAGGGCUGACAGGGCAUGAUGGGAGAGCACCCUUAAAGGUACAGCUAAAAGUGUAACACCAGUAGAAUUUCGUGUUCAGAAUAAAAAUCUAAUGAGAUGGAAGAUUCAAGCUAAGAGGUAUCAUUUUAUGUUCAACCUGGGUUUUGCUAUAGCAUGUUGUGUAUUUGCUAAUUGUAUUUUUGUUUGAAGUUCACUGCAGUUCAGAGUAAACGUGCCCUAUGAUUGUUCCACUAUGGUAUCUGAGUGACUGGAGGGAAAAGACUCCAGCUUAAAGCAAACAGGCAAAAGCGUCUAAAUCUGUAAUUGGAAACUCAUGGGACUAGAAGAGACUGGUUCUCACGGAAGCCUUUCCCAGCAGGUGAGGUACUUAGUUUGGAGACUGUGCAGCUGAGUGGUGUUAGAGCAGUCCUGAGGGUGGCAAGGAAGAAUCAGAGCUUGGCCACAGCCAGCGCUGGGCUGUAAUGGGCUUGUGCCUGUGCCUCCACUGUGGUCAGAACAAGCUGCUCUUUGUUUCCUCAGAGAUCUAGCUAUGCCUUAGCUUGCAUUUGAAGUUCAUACAAGAUCAGAACUGUUUGUUAUUUACUUUUCAUCAGUGCUGAUAUUCAGACUGCUGCUGCAGCAGAACCCUUGAGCGAUGGACAGGAACUGAAUCAGGCAAGGAACAAAAAAGAGUAGGGGGAGCUUAAGGUUGGAUUCUACAUCUCUGAUGGGCCCAUGGAGACUUUGGCAGCUCACUUAGUUACACAAUCAUAUUUAGACUGUCCCAAAAUUAAUCAUGAACAUACAGUUUACCUAAAAAGUAUUUUAAGGUUUUUUUCUUCAUACGGGUGGUGUGCGAGUACUGUGUAAAGAAUGUGAGCGCUUUAUUUAAUUUAGGCAACAAAUCACACCUAUAAGAAAAGCUUUGCUUAUGUGAGUAAAAUGCAUGACUAAGACAAAUACACAGUUUAUAAGGGCAGAUGUAAUAACCAACCCUUUCUAAAAUACUGUCCAAAACAAAAACUGUAACUUAUCCCGAAUUAGCCUUUCCUGAAAUGCUAAUACCAACAGCUUAAUCACUUUUUAAUUCAAAAAUCCUCUGAGAGAAAAUAUAAACUAAAAUUCAUUAGACUUGGACAUGACGUUAGAGCAAGGAAAUGCACUUCCUAAAACUUGAAUAUUCAUUAAAUUCAUUGCCUACCAGUAACGGGUAGCCAUUCAUCAGAAUUCCACUACUCCGUGAUAAGACUUUCAAAAAUCUUUUAGAACAAUAGGUCUAAAUCACCGAGUGCAUUCCUGGAAUAUUAACUGGGAAGGUACAGAUUCCGAGGUGCACCAGCUGCUUAAUACAAAUGCUUGUCCUGAAAGCAGAGCCACUACCCUGCUGACUAAGGGAAAAGAUCUGAGAAAUAAGUGUAACAAGGACACUUUCUUACUGCCUUAUCCCCACGAGGAGUAAAUAACAGCCCCGUUGCUCACGCAGCAGGAAAUAGCGAGAAGGACGUCUGCCGUUCUCUCAGAGAAUCACAGAACAGAAUCAUGGAUCUAUGACAGCACAAAGGGAAAGUGGUCCGUCAAGACCAAGAGCUUGGACCGAGGGAUCUAAGAUGAUCUAGGAAGGUAGUUACAGAUCAAGAAACGUGCCACUUUACACAUAGAUAUUCAAAGCACACAGGGAAAUUUGAAAGAAAUUAACCUGAACUAAAUAUUCGUUUGCUGUAGAACAAAAGUAUUUAUAAACUACUUAUCUCCACAUGUAGUUUGAUACAGAUACUGUACAUGGAGGAAUUAAGGCACCAAGGCUGGUAUUAUUAGUAAAAAAUAUGAAACUAAUUUAGAAGUAUUACACAGUGUCACCUGACCUGUAAAGCUCACCAAGAGUAUUUUAUGGAGCACACCAGAACAUGGCGUCAGUGCUUUAAGUCAACCCUGGAUUGUUGCUGAUCCUUUGGCCUUUGUCUACCACAUAGUAGUAACAACACCUUACUAGAAUAAGGGUAAAUAUUAGUAGAGAUAGACCAGGGAACAAUUUCUCUUUUAUUCUCUCUCCCUGUUAAUGAUUUUUUUUUUCCUUUAAGAUCCAGUGAAAAUUAUCCAAACCAGUAAUAUUAUCAAACAGUUUAUUAAAAAACAAAGCACUAAAAAGAGAUUUUGAUCAACCAGUUUAGAUUUACACUUCAUAAAUGAAACAAAUCAUUCUUAUCUUGGUUACAGAGAGGGGAAAAAAAAGUGAGUAACUUACAUCCAUGAAUGACAUCCCCUCUGAUCCGCUUGUCAGCAUCAUGCUAGUAAGAUGCGACUCUUCCUUAUCAAGCCCACUCAGGCCAGG
Chroicocephalus ridibundus (black-headed gull) is the source of this 4989-nucleotide messenger RNA. RefSeq names its product ring finger protein, transmembrane 1 (gene RNFT1). Gene Ontology annotation, biological process: positive regulation of ERAD pathway. The transcript is spliced from 9 exons. The coding region runs from base 127 to 1344 and encodes 405 amino acids. Gene Ontology annotation, cellular component: endoplasmic reticulum. Lineage: Eukaryota; Metazoa; Chordata; Aves; Charadriiformes; Laridae. The record is from RefSeq and is a predicted model, not a curated record. Gene Ontology annotation, molecular function: ubiquitin protein ligase activity.